Trifolium pratense (red clover) is the source of this 2513-nucleotide messenger RNA. RefSeq names its product pentatricopeptide repeat-containing protein At2g33760-like. Gene Ontology annotation, molecular function: RNA binding; protein binding; zinc ion binding. Gene Ontology annotation, biological process: RNA modification. The transcript has 3 exons. The record is from RefSeq and is a predicted model, not a curated record. NCBI's taxonomy places the organism in Eukaryota, Viridiplantae, Streptophyta, Magnoliopsida, Fabales, Fabaceae. Bases 206 to 1927 code for a protein of 573 amino acids.
UUCAGAGUCGGUUGUUUUGGUUUUUGGGUCCAACCACCGAUCCGUCCAAUUCACACCAGUUUUUGCCUGUUUUCAAGCAAAACUGGUUCUGCAGGCUAACCGACCCGCCCACCCCACCGGUACUCGGUCCAACCGGUCCGGUUUUUAAAACUAUGGAUUAUACGGCUUUUAAUUGCUUCGAGUUACACCCUUAAAUCCAUUCUCAAUGUCAACCGAGUCUUGUAUUCGUCUUCUUAAUAGCUGCAGAAACGUUUUUCACAUCAAACAAGUUCAUGCCAACGUCUUAAUCAAUGGAACAUUCAACAAUCUCAUUGUUGCAAACAAGCUUCUUUACUUCUAUGUCCAACACAAAGCUAUUAAUGAUGCACAUUAUCUGUUUGAUAAAAUGCCAAUGAGAGACCCAACUACUUGGAGUGUAAUGGUUGGUGGAUUUGCCAAGCUUGGUGACUAUUCCAAUUGUUAUGCAACCUUUAGGGAGAUUAUUAGAUGUGGUGUUACACCUGAUAACUAUACUUUGCCUUUUGUGAUAAGAACUUGUAGGGAUAGAAAGGAUUUUCAAAUGGGUCAAAUGAUUCAUAAUGUGGUUUUGAAACAUGGGUUGCAAUUGGAUCAUUUUGUUUGUGCUACACUUGUUGAUAUGUAUGCAAAGUGUAUGGUGAUUGAGGAUGCGAGGAAGUUGUUUGAUAUAAUGCUUAGUAAGGAUCUUGUGACUUGGACGGUUAUGAUUGGUGCUUAUGCUGAUUACGAUGCUUAUGAGUCUUUGGUUUUGUUUGAUCGGAUGAGGGAAGAAGGUUUUGUUCCUGAUAAGGUUGCUAUGGUGACGGUUGUUAAUGCGUGUGCCAAAUUGGGAGCUAUGCAUAGGGCUAGGUUUGUUAACGAAUAUAUUUGUAUGAAUGGUUUAUCUUUGGAUGUGAUCUUAGGGACUGCAAUGAUUGAUAUGUAUGCCAAGUGUGGGUGUGUUGACUCUGCAAGAGAGGUUUUCGAUAGGAUGAAAGAGAAAAAUGUUAUUUCGUGGAGUGCCAUGAUUGCUGCUUAUGGAUAUCAUGGGAAGGGGAAGGAAGCUCUUGAUUUGUUUCAUAUGAUGUUGAGCUGUGGAAUUUGGCCGAAUAGGAUCACCUUUGUCUCCCUCUUAUAUGCGUGUAGUCAUGCAGGAUUGACAGACGAGGGCCUGCACUUCUUCGAUUUGAUGUGGGAAGAACAUGCUGUUAGACCUGAUGUUAAACAUUAUACUUGUGUGGUUGAUCUUCUCGGACGUGCCGGGAGGCUAGACGAGGCAUGGAAAUUGAUUGAGACAAUGACUGUUGAAAAAGAUGAGAGACUGUGGAGUGCUUUGCUUGGGGCGUGUCGGAUUCAUGGGAACAUGGAGUUGGCAGAAAAGGUAGCUAAUUCUCUACUUGAAUUACAGCCACAAAAUCCAGGGAACUAUGUAUUACUAUCUAAUAUAUAUGCAAAAGCUGGUAAAUUUGAAAAAGUGGCAGAAUUUAGGGAUAUGAUGACGCGAAAGAAUCUGAAGAAAGUUCCUGGAUGGACAUGGAUUGAAGUGGAUAACAAAACCUAUCAGUUUAGUGUUGGAGAUAGAUCUCAUCCUCAAUCAAAGGAGAUCUAUGAAAUGUUGAUGAGUGUAAUUAAGAAGUUGGAGAUGGCUGGUUAUGUACCUGAUACAGAAUUCGUGUUGCAAGAUGUUGAGGAGGAAGUUAAGAAAGAAAUGUUGUACACACAUAGUGAAAAGCUUGCUAUUGCAUUCGGCUUAAUUGCCAUCCCUAAGGGUGAUCACAUUAGGAUUUCUAAAAAUUUGAGAGUCUGUGGUGAUUGUCACACAUUUUGUAAGAUGGUAUCGGACAUUAUGAGAAGGUCAAUAAUUGUUCGGGACUCGAAUCGCUUUCAUCAUUUUAAUGAAGGGACUUGCUCAUGUGGGGACUACUGGUAGCAUAUGACAAUCUGAAUCUACAGUUCACGGUUACAAGAAGCGGCUGUGGUUUUGAACUGCAAAACAGGGGAACUCUGUUAUUUGUUUGGGCCUUCCUAUUGGGGCUAAUCCUUGUAAUAUGAAGACUAAGGAGUCCGUUGUAAAUAAGGUGAGGAGUAGACUGUCGUCUUGGAAGAGUAAAACCUAUCGAUGGGGGGUCGCGUAGUCCUAUUGCGCUCUGUUCUAAUCUCCUAACACAUGCUUUAUCUGUCUUUCUUCAAAGCUCUUUCAGGUUAAAAGAGUUGGAGAGUCUUGAUUUUUUUCUUGAUGAGAUGGGGUUGUAAAUUAUGAUAGUUUGGAUAUGCUUCUUAGUAAAGCAUUGGACAGGUUGUGAAUAGGAUGAUGCCUCGAAUGGUUUGAGUUUAUGCUUGUUAGUUGUGGUAGUCUGUGGGAGAAUUUAAGGGUUUAAGUUUGAGAUUACGCCUGAUUUGAUCCUGAUAUUUUCGGCAGUGAACAGUGGUUUUGAGGUAAAAUCUUGUAAAACUUUAAGUUUGGUCCUGGAGACAAUUGCUGUUUCUUAAUUUUACCGGUUAUAGAUUUUCAGCCA